This is a messenger RNA of Bufo gargarizans (Asiatic toad), 1217 nucleotides long. RefSeq lists its product as uncharacterized. Bases 172 to 924 code for a protein of 250 amino acids. The record is from RefSeq and is a predicted model, not a curated record. NCBI's taxonomy places the organism in Eukaryota, Metazoa, Chordata, Amphibia, Anura, Bufonidae. The transcript has 4 exons.
GGAUAUUUCAGAAAGAAAGCUGCAAGGUUUCUAAUCUCAUACAAUGGCCUUAAAUGGUGACAUUUUUUCUGUAGCCACCACUACUGGGCACUUACUAAAUACUGAUUUAUUGUUAUCUUCUGUCUCCUGGUGUCCACGUUUUGGGGUUCAGCUGCCGCUAUCAUUGAUUUCAUGUCUUUAUUUUCCUUCAUUCUUUCAUGGACAGUGACUUUCCCAGGAUCAGGGAGGACAACCCUCGGUCCGGACAGCGCCGGUGCAAAUAACAUCAUGUACCGCGUUGUCCUGCCGCUAGGCAUAUGUCUAUUGAUUGCCGGUGCAAUUAUCAUCUUUUGCUGUUACAAGUACAAGGCCUGGCGCCGGCGUGAACUAAAACAGGCAACUGAUUUAGCGAUGGUUCGAGUGGAGAAGCCAGUUGUUCAAAAACCUGUUUUGAAAAUUAAGAAAAACAUCAGACCAACCAUGGAUAACAUCAAGAAAGAAAUGCCAAUUAUUAAAAGACUUAAAGCUGCCAAAAAAGAGGAGGAGAAAAUCAUAAAGAGAACAUCUAAAACAGAGGAGGAAAAGAUCAUGAAGGUCACAUUCAAAACAGAGGAGGAUAAAAUCAUAAAGGUAACAUCUAAAACAGAGGAGGAAAUCACAAAUAUAACAUCCAAAACAGAGAAGGAGAAGAUCACUAUGAGAACAUCACGCCUCAACCGGUUCCGUAAAUGGAUAAAAAAAAAGGACCCGAAAAAAGAACAUCUGCUGCAGCUGCCGGUCCAUGGACUAAAUGGAGGUACCCUAGUACCAUCAUGCCCAUUAGUCCUUAAGCCCUGGAACACCAUCUACAGUGGCCAUAUCUGUCUGUCUCUCAUUUUGUCUGUCUAUCUGUAUGUCUGUCUUCCCCCUGUCUGUCUGUCUACCUAUCGUAGAAUACAUAGGUAGAUUGGAGACGCCUGGAGGGGGUGUACAUCUCAUCUACAUUUUUUUAAUGUAGGUGAGAUGAAAAAUCCAGGAAAGUUGGGUUUCCUCAGUAAAUUUUCUUUGCUGAGGAUUUUAUUACCUUUGUUUUCCGGGCCUGGAUUUUUUUGGAAUGGCAGGUAGGUUGGCAGUGGGACCUGCCAUUCCCUCCCCCUCCAGUACAUCCCGCCCUUCCCCCCAAUUACCCCAGGCAAUGCUGCUGGACUCCUUACUGGUGCAUAAAACUGUUGACAAGCCCAGUCAAGGUCUGAGUCUAG